AUGCUCCACCGCCGCCUCUCGCCACCAGCCUUUAUUGUCCGUGUCGGGGACAACGAAGCCGCGGUUGAGCCGGCUGGGUUGAUUGAUGCUCGGAGGAAACUGCACGAAGCGGCAUUUGCCCGGAUCAUCGGGCAGAACCGUGUUAGGUUCGUCAACAUGGGGUUGGGGAUCCGUAUACCUGACCGGCUUCUGGUCCACGACGGUCAGCGCUUGUCCGAACUUGUCGAUAAUAUUCAGUUUGGUAAAUGCCCACUGCCCAUGGGUCGCGGGCUUAAAUGGAUCAUUGCGAUCAUUGACCGUGACGAGGUCGCCAUACGGUGUAUUGUUGGUCUCACCCCCCAUCGCAACGAGAUGGUCCGCAGUAAAUGGCACGGCAGUUCCUGGGACCAGAGCCUCCUGGAGGGGCUCCGGCUGCCCGCCAGGGGCUCGUUUGGUGGGCUUGAUAUGAGUGCCCUGGACGCGAGUGAGAAGAUGAUCGAUGAACCCAGACAUCGGGGCCGAGAGGUAGGGAAGACGUUGAAUAUUGUCUUGCAAAUCCUUCUUCUCCUUUGGGGUCAGUCCGUAUUCUUUGCACAAAACCUUUUCGGGGAUAUUCUGCAAGAUCUGGUUGACGUUGGUCGCCAACGAGUACGUAGACUGCGGAAGUAA
Penicillium canariense is the source of this 648-nucleotide messenger RNA. RefSeq lists its product as uncharacterized. The transcript is spliced from 2 exons. NCBI's taxonomy places the organism in Eukaryota, Fungi, Ascomycota, Eurotiomycetes, Eurotiales, Aspergillaceae. The coding region runs from base 1 to 648 and encodes 215 amino acids. The record is from RefSeq and is a predicted model, not a curated record.